AUGAGCGACGAUGAGGAACUGCAAUUUGCACUGGAACUCUCAAAAAAAACGUUUGAAGAAGAGCAAAGUCGACGUACCGAUUCUGGCGAUUUGAUUCGAUUCGAGUCGCCGGAUGAGCCAAGGCGACCUGUCUGUUCAUUUGGGCAGGAUUCAUUUCAAAGCGUCGAUAAAUCGCAAAAUGAUGUGACUAACGAAUCCACUAAUCAAUAUCAACCACUCACUCAUUUAUACGUCCCAUAUACGAUGACAAACUUAAAUUCGUCAUAUGAAGCACUUCUGAAUGGCGAUCUUAUUGAUUUGAGCACGUCGGACUAUGAUGAUACGCAGAUGCAGGUAAUUCGCCGGGAAUUUGAUCCGCUUUAUAUUGCGUCACCGUUGCGCUCAAGCCAUGCAAUUAUGCCGACAAUUCAGUUUAGUCCUCGGAAGCUGAUAACAGAAGAGCCUAGUGUAAUUGAGGAGAAUCCAUGCGGUGAAAUUGAAGAUCAUAUAUUUACUAUUCAAUCUAUAAAGUUGAAGCCUACUGAUGAUCCCAUGGCUAUCCAGGUCAAAGAUAUCAGAAAGCGAGGGCUUAUAGGAAGAGAGAAGUUCCCGUUCUUUUUCAUUGCCCCUACUGUAGAUUAUAUGACAACAACAGCGAGUACAAUCAAAAUUGUUGUUUUCAAAGAUCAUCGAUGGAAACGAUCAGAUUGUAUACAGAAGGCGAUGACAUGCGAUAUUGAAGAAACAGUAGAGUUAAUAACAGCACAAGCUCUUUCUUACUUUGAGACAGAUGCUGAGAAAGAUAGAAUUUACGGACUCAAGAUUUAUGGACUGAAUCAGUUCCUAUCGCAAGAAAGCCAGCUUGGUUGCAAUCUUUAUACCGGACACUGCCUUCUUCAUGGCGAGGAUGUGAAAUUAGAGCUUGGUUUGUUCGAAGUACCGAAAAGAAGAUACGACGAAACAUUGUUCCCCUGGGAAACCAUGAAAAGUAUCUUACGGUAUUCCGCAAUAGUUGAUCGCGAUGACAUAGAGAAUAAACUGAGUCAUCUUGCGCAGGCCAUGCAGAAAUACGAGGAAGCUUUUGACGAAGGUUCAACAUUAUUACUGUCGAACACCUCGCAACGAGUAAAGCAAAUUGUCAUGGUGCUUUGCCAAUAUCUCCAUCGCAUUGUACCCGAUAAGCUUUACACUCAAAUGCAGAGAUAUUUGGCAUCGACGACUGAUUUGCAGUUGGAAUACCAUAGAAAUGAUUUUGUACGGGAAUUGCAUUCAUUGGUGCAACUCUAUUGCAAGAGUACCGUUAGCAAAUGGAUGUUGCCACCCAUUCAUCAAGUUAAGAAACCACGUGAAGAAGUUUUGAUGCAUAGUGAUUACCUCCGAGUAAUGCUUAAUUCUGUACAUUGUAUACCAGAAUCUUGGAUCAGGGAAUACACAGAAUUUUACAUGUCUGUUGAUCUCUAUUAUGGUACCCAAGUGCUUGAUGGACAUAGUAAUCGAAUGCCGAAGGUUAUUCAUACUGACCAGUUUUUCGAACGGAUUCCGCUAGACUUAUACGCAAUUUUCAAACGUCUUACGCUUUGCAUGUAUCCGCGUGAAACGCGGAUUGUCGUCUCCAUCAGUGGAACAUUGAAGAAUGGUUCUAAUGUUACUCCAAAUUCAACCAUUGAGGUUAUGCAGAAUACUGAAAUGCUUGCAUAUUGUUCAGUACCGUUGUAUGAUGAAAACUUAAUUAUGCGUCAGGGUCCUUUAUUUAUGCCGCUCACACUAUUGCGGAAACAGCCAGUUGUGAAGCCAUUCGGACCAUUUCCUUAUAUAAGAACUCCACAAGAUCCCAUUUUAAUCAUGAGCUUGAAAGUGUAUGAAACAGAAAUUUGUUUCCCAACUGUUCAUGUCGACCUUCAAUGCAUUCCGCAAGACUUCAGUCUUUUGGAAAUUGAAACGCAAGAGUACUUAUUGGAGCUCAUAGAGAAAGAAGAUCCUUCUCGAUUAGAGCAUGAUGAUCAGGAGAUGAUUUGGCAGAAGCGACUUUAUCUCACGAAUCAGCCAGAAGCUUUACCAUUAGUUCUAUCAUCCCUGCAAGAUUGGAGUUUCUCAUUCUUAUCUCAAGUGUAUCAAAUUCUUGAAGAAUGGGCCCCAUUGAGACCGGAGAUUGCUCUUCAGCUUUUGUUACCACAGUAUCCUGAUGAACGAGUGCGAUCUUAUGCAGUACAGUGGCUUUCAAAAGGAUCCACAGAUUUCUUAUACCACUCGAUUCCACAGUUUAUUGAAGCUCUCCGUUUCGAGUUGUACGAGAAAUCAGCAAUUGCUGAAUUCAUAUUUGAACUGGCUUCAUUGAGUUUGGAUUUCACUUUCGAAAUCUAUUGGCAAUUGCAACAACGAGUAGAUCAUUGUGCGGUCGAUGAUUUACCGUACGCCAUUCGAUGUCAGAAUCUGCAGCACAAGAUUAUCGAUGAGCACGAGAGCAACGAUUUGAAAUGCGAUAUCAGGUUACAACACGAACUGCUUCAUGAUCUCGAUGUAAUACAAGAAGAAUUACGAUAUCACUCAAAUGAAUCCGAGCAAGAGAAACUCAAUCGGUUGCGAAUGAAGCUUGGCGUUAUGGAUAGCAAGCUUCUUCUGAACAAGGUUCCACUACCAAUAUGUCCGUCUUUUGAAUGCACUGGUGUUCGAAUAGAAGAAUGCAGUAUAUUCAAUUCCAACGCUAAACCAUUGAAAAUCGUGUUUCGUGGUAUCAACACGACCUAUUCCAUUAUACAUAAGAGAGAUGAUGAUAUGCGACAAGAUGCGUUCGUUAUGAAAAUGGUUAAUGAGAUGGAUCGAAUCUGGAAAUCUAAUGGACUUGAUUUGCGGAUAAUAACUUUUCGUGUCAUGCCUGUUGGUUACCGAAGGGGAAUGGCUGAACUGGUUCUGAAUUGUGCAACGCUUCUUGAAAUACAAAAAGAAGAUGGCCUUCGCGGGGUUCUUAAUGACGAGGUUCUCCGGAAAUGGCUAAUGAAGCAUAAUAGUAACGAGUUCUCAUAUAAAGAAGCAUUGGACAAUUUUAUUCGGUCAUGUGCUGGAUGGUGUGUUGUCACCUAUGUUCUUGGAAUUGGCGACAGACAUAAUGACAACAUACUUUUCACUAAAAAUGGCCACGUCUUCCAUAUCGAUUUUGGGAAGUACAUGGGCGAUUGGCAAACUGCCGCGGGAUUCAGAAGAGAUCGGGUACCUUUUGUAUUUACCUCAGAGAUGUUCUACGUCAUAAAUGGUGGAAAAACUCAGACACAGAACUAUCAGAUUUUCAUAGAUCACUGUUGUAAAGCAUUAAACUUCUUACGCCAAAAUCGAACCAAGUUGACGAAUUUACUUCGAAUUAUGGCGUGCUCAGACAUUUCCGGGAUUAAUAUGGAUUCCAUUGCUUUCGUUGAGAAAAACUUGAUGUUGGACCUUUCGGAAACUGAUGCAACUAUACAAUUCACUGAGCUGAUUCAAAACUCGCUCAACAAUUCAUUUGUUCGCUUGAAUUUCGUAGCGCACACGUUUGCUCAAUUCAUGUCAUCAAGUUCAAGCUUCUCUAAGAGAAACGAGAAUGAAUUAAGCUUUGUGCCCCAGCUUUACACUGAAAAAACUGAUGGAAGGAUUGAAACGGUUCGUGUACUCUCAUUUGAGAAAAGAUUUAUCCCGAAUAAAGUUUACCUAUACAAGGUUGAAGUAAUUCGAAAAGACGUCGCGGUUUCCUCAUUUGUGUACCGAUCUUUUGCAGAAUUUGAUGAGCUUCACACAAAACUCCGAAGAAGAUUCCCAUCUCUUCUCUGCGUUCUCAACACUGGCACGAAUAUGCGGUCAAAUGUGCGAGCCGUCGCACAGAAGCGAAUGAUAGAUGUUCAACAUUAUUUGCGAUACCUCUUUCUUCAGCCGCCCGAAAUUUCUCAUUGCGACCUCGUCUACACAUUCUUCCAUUCUUUAUUAAGAGAUAACAAGUGCGACACUUACAUAGAUCCUACUGAAAUGGUCUCAACAAACAAUUGCCAAAUCUACUUGAAAGUUCAAUAUAAUGUUACGCGACAGACAUUAAACGUGUUUGUUGGCCACGUGAAGAAUCUUGCAAUUCUGGCUACUGGCCAACCUCCAGAUCCGUAUGUGAAGACUUAUGUGAGACCGGAUCUGCAGAACUAUUCGAAACGCAAAACCCAGGUGGUUCGAGCCACUCAAAAUCCGACGUUCAACCAAGAAUUGUCCUACGACCAAUUUCCAGCGCAAUUGCUCUCGUCUCGCGUUCUUGAAGUGAGCGUUUGGAACAAUGGCGGACUCAUGGAUAAUCAUAAAAUGUAUAUGGUGUGCAUACCACUUCUUAAGAUUAACUCAGCGCCAGUAGAUCGUAGAUCAAAUCGUGUCCUUGAAGGCUGGUUUCAUUGUGACAAAUAUAUAUAA
This is a messenger RNA of Caenorhabditis bovis, 4389 nucleotides long. The record is from the annotation of a GenBank genome assembly. NCBI's taxonomy places the organism in Eukaryota, Metazoa, Nematoda, Chromadorea, Rhabditida, Rhabditidae.